Ramularia collo-cygni is the source of this 879-nucleotide messenger RNA. RefSeq names its product related to metallo-beta-lactamase family protein. The record is from RefSeq and is a predicted model, not a curated record. The transcript is spliced from 4 exons. Lineage: Eukaryota; Fungi; Ascomycota; Dothideomycetes; Mycosphaerellales; Mycosphaerellaceae. The coding region runs from base 1 to 879 and encodes 292 amino acids.
AUGCAGACCAGCGAAGACCUCCUCGUCUGCGUAGCUUGCGGAACGCAAUUUGAUGUCCCCUCUGACAAGCCAUUGGAAGCGUGCCGAAUUUGUGACGACCCACGUCAAUUCGUCCCAGCAAGCGGCCAAGCAUGGACAAGUCUAAAAGACCUACGAAACAAGCACCGCAACAAAUUCCAGCAAGAUGAAGUUGAGAAACGAAUGUGGUCCAUCACGACGGAGCCCAAAUUCGCCAUUGGACAGCGAUGUAUCUUACUCCAGACACCUGCGGGGAAUGUCCUUUGGGAUUGUAUCACGUAUCUUGAUGAGGAGACUGUGGAGUUUAUUCAGUCGAAAGGUGGACUCAAAGCGAUUGUUAUCAGCCAUCYGCAUUAUUAUACCACGCAUUUGGAUUGGGCGAGGAUAUUUGGUUGUCCGGUUUAUUUCUCUGUGGAGGAUGAGGAGUGGGUGUCGAGGCGUGAUGAUGUGGGUGCGAGGAAGCUGAUUAGAGAUGGGACGGAGGAGAUUGUGGAGGGUGUGAAGGCCAUUAAGGUUGGGGGACACUUUCCAGGCAGUUUGGUACUGCUAUGGGAGAAGAAGCUAUUCAUUGCUGAUUCCCUCGUUACUGCUCCAUCGGCAUACUACAAUGUUGCAAGGCACCCAGGCACAACUUCCUACUCUUUCAUGUGGUCCAUACCCAACAUGAUUCCCUUGCCGCCUUCGGAAAUGAUCAAGAUGUGGCAAGCAAUGCGUCCCUUUGAGUUUGAAAGCACACACGGAGCCUUUACGGGUACUGAAGUGCGUGACAAGGACGUCAAAGCGCGAGUACUGAAGAGUUUCAGAAUUCAAGCCAGAGGCGAAGGAUGGGAAGAUCAUCCCAUUAUGCAGGAGUUUAUCUAG